Podarcis raffonei (Aeolian wall lizard) is the source of this 3198-nucleotide messenger RNA. RefSeq names its product CD5 molecule (gene CD5). The record is from RefSeq and is a predicted model, not a curated record. NCBI's taxonomy places the organism in Eukaryota, Metazoa, Chordata, Lepidosauria, Squamata, Lacertidae. Gene Ontology annotation, cellular component: plasma membrane. The coding region runs from base 1 to 1278 and encodes 425 amino acids. The transcript has 10 exons. Gene Ontology annotation, biological process: T cell costimulation.
AUGACGCAGAAAAACCACAUCAGGACAGGGAGAAAGCACACUGCCUUCCUCCCCAACCCCUCCCUUUGCCUAGAGCAGGUAGCAGAGAAGCAUCAGGGCAGGAACACGAAAGUGCUGCCUGUAUAUUGUCGGAUGAGGAGGAACGUGCCGAUGAAAUUCAAUCAUCUUCUAGCCUUUGUCCCAUUGACGCUGGUGGGGAUGUGGGUGGUCACUUGUGAUGACGGACAAAGUGAAAGCCCUAAAGAAUGGGCUGUGAGGCUCAGCGGUACCGGCUCCAAGUGUUCUGGGUUGUUGGAGAUUUAUCUCACAGGCAAAUGGAAGAGCAUUUGUAGCACAGGUUGGACACAGCAGAAUGCAGACCUUGCCUGUAAACAGCUUGGCUGCGGUUUUCCCUUUGGACUGCUGCGGCCGUUUGCCGAAGAACCACAGAAACAAGAGGCACUCGUGUUGGGCUGCCAGGGAAAUGAGACAGCCCUGGAGGACUGCGCCCAGAAAGACUCCAACUGCACUUCCCAUUUGGCCUUGGUUUGUCAAGAUCCCAUGGAAACCUCAACAGUAUCACAGCCAACAACAGCACCUUUCGUGACCUCCUUAAAACCCACUGAUACUCCAAAGAUAAGGCUAGAAAAUGGGACCUCUUUAUGCUCUGGGACUACGGAGCUGAAGUUUGGAGGUCGCUGGGAAAUGGUUUGCCUGGCUUUGCAAAGCUGGUGGAAUGGGCUAGCCCCCAGGGAUUGCCAAGGAGCGAAGUGUGAAGCUUCAGUAGGACUUAAGGACCUGGCGUGGAGGAAUCCGUUGCCUGCCCACUGGUCGACGGUGCAGUGUGAGCAAAGGAACCUUAGCUUGGGCUGUCUCGACAAGACACAAGGGUGCUUGAUAACCUUGGUUAAAUGCUCAGUUUCCAAGCCCAGGGUGUCCAAUACUGAGACCGUCUUGGGAAUCCUGCUGGGUCUUGUCCUCACAGCUGCCCUCCUCUUUUUCUGUGUUCCCCCAGCCUACAAAAAGCUGGUGAAGAAAUAUUCAAAAAACAGAGAGCAUCAGUGGAUUGGCCCAAAUGGAAUGAAUCAAAAUGUUUCAUUCCAUCGCAGCAGUUCUGUCACAUUCCAGCCACGUCCUGAAAGCCAAGAGGUUCAGGAAGAGAAUAAGUAUGCAGCCCUGAAGAAAAACUUUCAUCUCUCACCCUAUGCAGCUCUGGAAGGGGCAAGCAACAGAUCUUCCAACCCCCCAGACAACUCUUCUGACAGUGACUACGACUUAUGUUCUGCACAACGGCUGUAAAAUCAGAAAGAUACAGGCAGAAUCCAAUACAAGGAAAAGCUGAGAUCAGCAGAACUGAAAAAAGCUUUCCACCCACACCAAUAAGUAUGAAAUACCUUCAGCAUCCUCCCUGCAACUGUAUAGACCUUCUCUACCUUCACAGAGAUGUAAUAACAAAGCCAGUGCAUUUCCUUUUCAAUGCACUGAGAGGAAUUAGGAUCUCUACCUCAAAUCAUCCAGAGCACUAUUGUUCUAUAUUCAAACCUCAUAGUGGAAUUAUGUUAGGUUCUCUCUGUUUGAGGACCUAUAAAAAUGACCUUUGGACUUCAGCUGUAGUGGUCUUUGCCAACCUUAUACUGUACCCUGCAGUUGUUUAGGACGAUUCCCAUCAGCCCCAGCCUGUGCUAGAGGACACAAGGUUGGUGAAUGUUGCUAGAUUGUAUCUAGAUCUCUCAAUGGCGAUCAUUGCAGAAAUUAGGACUGCCUCAAAAAAUUCUAGGGUCCCUGGCAAGCAUUAGCUGGGCAAGAUUUCUGACAAUAUUGUGCAAUUGGCUGGGUAACCAUUCUGAGUUAUGACAGGAAAGUAUGAAUUUAAAAAAAACAACAGGGAAAGCUGUUGUUAUUGAACAAACCAGGACUGCUUUUUAAAGAAUAUUUCCAAGCACAACAGUUUACCCUAGUGGCUAAUGUCUUAUUGACUAAACUAGAUUAUAUGUUUAUAGAUUUGUCAUAAUUGAGCAAGUAUAGCUGUGGGUUUUUAAUGUCAACUCUUUGUUUUGCACUUGAGUGCAUCUGUAAUUUAAUUUGUAAAUUGUGUAUAUUCAUGUUUAAUAUCUGGAAGUAUAAUAAAAGCAGGUGGGGACAUCCCAGACAUGCAAACUGGCAGGAGCUUAGUGUAUUUUGUAUUUGAGACUGGACGCAAUGACGGUUAAGUGGUGGGCCACAGUUCAGAGACUAAAAGCUGGCUGGCAUAUUGUACAAAGUUGGCUCUCGUCCCGGUCAAUGCAAUACCCAUUGAUACAAGCUUCCAUACAUUUCAAAGGCAUUUUAGAUAUUUAAAUGAUGCAGAAGCCAUUUCAAAGUUUUCAGUUGCAAAGUGAGAUAGCAGUUUGAAAGCUGCCAGUGAAAUUCUUUGUGAAGUGCACAGUUACCCCUUACGAUGAUCCUCACAGUAAAAACCUAUAAAUAAUUGUGGAACUUCAGUAUAAUUUAGGAAGUUGCCAUGCUCUGUGCCUAAAUAAUAAUAUUCCCCCUUUCUGAUCCAAAGAACUUUUUUUAUAAAGGUACUUCUGAAAUUUAAAAAAUGAUGUUAGUAUCUCAAAAGAUUACCAUACAUGUAACACACACAUGCUGUAGUGGUUAGUGUGUUGAAUUAGUAGAGACAUCUUUGUUCAUAUCUUCACUCAGCCUUGAAGCUCAUUAUGUUACCUCCAGCUGACCUACCUGACAGGGUUGUUGUAAGGACAAAGGCAGAGAACCAUACGAUUGUAAGUUCCAAGGUAGAAAGUUGAGACUAGAAAUGCAGUUAAAAAUGAAAAUGUGGUUUCCCUUUGGAAUGAAACUGACUAGACAAAAAACCUGUUCUGUCCUAGACAAUUUAACCACUCCAUUGAUUUGUAUAGGAUUACAAAAAAAAGUUUUAUUUAGAAAGCAGAAAAAUUGAACAAAUAGGCUUACUCUGGCUUUUAGACUCUUUAAGAACCACCUUAGAGCUCUGGUCGUUUCUACUUUCUAUAGUCAGUUUUCAGAGUACUGUCCAUAUUUAUCUACAAACAGAAUUUUUCACAUGCAGUCCUCCAGGACCUAAUUUUAGUGCACAUAGGACAGCUAUUUUCAGAAUGUAUUCUCUGCAAGUGCUGCCAAGAUCUCUUCCUACAUAAAAUGUAUUAAUAUGUGAUGCAAAACUAUGUGCAUGCAGCCAAAGAUAAGGCCCAUCACACU